GGAUAUAAGAAGCGAUGUAGCUCUGUGAAGUUAAUGUGGCGCGACAAUGUGGAAGGUUCUGGUUUUGGCCGCUUGUGCGGCGUCGUUCAAUAUGGCAAUCGCAUGUGACAAAUGUGGUACAAGAACAACAACAACGGAGGCUCCCUGCAUUUGCGAAGAACCGCCUAAAUGCGGAAAGAAUGAGUUUUACGACGACUGCUCUAUCAAGAGAUGUAGACCUGAACUUUGUUCCGAGCUUGGUUUCCCAUUGGACUGUCAUAAGAAGUGCAAGCCGGGAUGCAAGUGUAAGGACGGCUAUGUCCGUAAUCAUAAGGGUAUUUGCAUUCCUAAAAAAGAUUGUCCAUCUCCAACCUGCACUGAAAAUGAAGUUUAUUCUCCUUGCAUAAAUGGUGGAUGUGGCCCUAAGAAAUGCAGUGAUUUAAACAAGCCAGUCGUCUGCAUAGAUCCUGCAGAAUGUGAUUGUAUAAAGGGAUGCAUUUGUAAAAAGGGUUACUUGAGAGCCAAAAAUGGAAUUUGCAUACCAAAAGAAAAAUGCCCAGAAUAUUGUCCGGGACCAAAUGAAUACUACGAGCCAUGCAUUCACAAUUGCGAAAGCCAGAAUUGCUCCGACAGAGGCAAGAUCCACCAUUGCCCCAAAAUAAAGCCGGGACACUGCGAUUCGUCCGGUUGUCGUUGCAAGAAAGGUUACCUUAGAAACAAUAAAGGAAUUUGCGUUCUAGAAAAGGACUGCCCUCAUCCUAAAUGUCCUCCUGGAGAAGUUUGGGAUGACUGCCCCACCGUCCCGUGUGAAGGGGACUACUGCCCCAAAACCAGAGAUUCGCCACAAACUUGUCCCAUUGGAAUUGUAUGUGAUAAACCACGAUGCGUGUGCGGCUACAACAGGAAACGAGAUAAGAACGGCCAUUGUAUCCUCAUACCUGAUUGUCCACCAUUUAAAUGCGGCAAGAAUGAAGUAUACGUGCCUUGUCCAUCAAAUUGCCCGGGGGAGAAAUGUAGCGACUUCACACACCAUAAGAAGUGUCCACCAUACAAAAUCGGCAUUAAAGUCAAUUGUAGACCGGCGUGCAAAUGUAGGAAGGGCUACUAUAGAGAUGAGAAAGGAAAUUGCAUUCCAUCUUGUGAAUGUCCUCCCUGCCAGCACUGGUAGGUACCUCAACGACAACGCGGAAACCCACAACUCCUUGCGAUACGCCGGAGCCACCACCCUGCGACUAGAAUCGCCGUGUCGUGAUCUCGCGUUCAGGCCACCUCUCGGCAAUUUCUAAAAUUAUAUUUUUUUUUCUCUUGUUUUCAGUGGCUUUGCAUAAAUCUUAAAUUGUUUGAAGUAAGUUCCAAAAUCUUUAAAAAAUAAAAUUUAAUAUAAUGUUGUCCGAAAA
This is a messenger RNA of Leguminivora glycinivorella, 1376 nucleotides long. Its product is annotated as mucin-5B-like. Bases 47 to 1147 code for a protein of 366 amino acids. Lineage: Eukaryota; Metazoa; Arthropoda; Insecta; Lepidoptera; Tortricidae. The record is from RefSeq and is a predicted model, not a curated record. The transcript has 8 exons.